This is a messenger RNA of Telopea speciosissima, 1046 nucleotides long. RefSeq lists its product as uncharacterized. The transcript is spliced from 2 exons. Bases 31 to 996 code for a protein of 321 amino acids. The record is from RefSeq and is a predicted model, not a curated record. NCBI's taxonomy places the organism in Eukaryota, Viridiplantae, Streptophyta, Magnoliopsida, Proteales, Proteaceae.
AAGGGAAAAAGAAGAGAACAGAAGCCGACAAUGGCUAAGAUUCCGGUAGGAUUUAAGAGAGUUGCAGCGGCGUUCGACGAGGUAGCUCGUGUUCGUCCAUGCGAGAGCAGCGGGAGUGAGUACUCGGCGGAGGGAGACUUUUCCGAUCUAUCUGAUCUCAUCGACUCGUUCAUCGAAACAGACUACUAUGGAGUCGAACGAGAACAAGACAAUAACGAUGAAGAUGAACAAAUGGAAAGCGAGAAAAGCAUUUUUGAAGACGCUAAUUCUGAAAGUUUCUGGUCGGUAUCCGAGGCGAAAGAGAUGUUGCAGAGCUUGUUAGGUUGCGAAGCUUCUAAUUCUCAUGACGGUGAUGGUAGUGUCGAACGAAUGAUUCGUAACGAAGUAGAGAUUGCUAGCAGAUCCAUUGGAACUGAUUCGUCGGCCGGUGUUAAACGUCUGUUAAUGAAUCGAUUACGCGAGAGAGGUCUCGAUGCAGGUCUUUGCAAAUCCCGAUGGGAGAAAAUGGGGCGGUUCCCUGGUGGAGACUACGAAUACAUAGAUGUGAUCGUAGAGGGGACACGGUACAUGGUGGAAGUGACACUGGAAGCAGAAUUCACAAUUGCUAGGGCGACAGAUGGGUAUCUAUCUUUAUUGGAGUUGUUUCCUUCAACCUUCGUCGGAAAACCAGAGGAACUGAAACAGGUGGUGAGGUUGAUGUGCGUGGCCGCUAAAGAGUCAAUGAAGAGGAAGAAUAUGCCUGUGCCUCCAUGGAGGAAGAACGCCUACAUGCAGGCCAAGUGGUUUGGCCCUUACAAGCGGACCACAAGAGCUGGAGCUGGUUCUCAGAGGAAGGCGGCGGUGACAAUGGGGGAAGAUUUGAGAGAGAGGCGGUCAGUUGGAUUCGAGGCGUCGCCGGCAAUUUACAGUUAUUGUAGAGUUGCGUCGGCCCGCAAGGUUGGUUUGAGCUUGAAAGCUGGAAACCUAGCCGCGGUGUUUAAUGGUAUAGGAUUGUAAUUAAGUUGUUCAUUUUUCCCCUUUAUCGUCUUUUUGUUUUUUGUAGAAUG